Caenorhabditis sp. 36 PRJEB53466 is the source of this 324-nucleotide messenger RNA. NCBI's taxonomy places the organism in Eukaryota, Metazoa, Nematoda, Chromadorea, Rhabditida, Rhabditidae. The record is from the annotation of a GenBank genome assembly.
AUGUCCGCCCCGAAACUUGUCCGUGCUGCUCAAUCCGCAGUUUUCAACCAGUUCAUGACUAGAGAAGCGUGAGUUACAGUAUUAAAAUUAGACUAUUUUCAACUGAUUCAUUACAGUAUUAGCCAUGCCACUUUCCGACCAGCCGAGUCGAAAAUUGCGGAGGAAGAGAAGCUGAACAUUCGCCUCCACGACGAGUCCACCCAUCUCAAGUUCGGAUUCCCGAAGAGCGAGAAGAACGUGCCGAUCCCGUAAGUGUAGAAGUAGUUUGUGCAUAUCCCCUGGUUAUUUAGCGUUACAGAAGCAACGACGACUACAUCCAACUAA